AUGAAGAAAAAGAAGAGAGAAACGAAACGGCGUAACAUCGUUGCCGCCAUGCUCCACUGGAUUUUGUUUACGCGUCACUACUUGCUUCGGUUUCCGUUACUCUCCGCUAUCUUCGGUUUUCUCAUCGUUUUCUUUGCCGCCUUCGCUUUCCUCUCUCCUCUUCCUCCUAUUAUUAACCAGCACCACCACUCCUUACAAUUAAAAAAUGGAGCUAAAGUAGACGAGUCAACGUCGUUACGUACAGAGACGUCGCCGUUUCGUGUUCCGAGAAGUGGAGGGCGAUUAGGGCGUCAUUUAUGGAGCUCAAGGUUAUCGAAGUUUUUCUAUGGCUGCAGUAACGCCAGCGAUAGCUUUCAAACUGCGGAUUUGAAAACGAAAAGUAAUCAGUACUUGUUGAUUGCUACCAGUGGAGGGUUAAAUCAACAGAGAACGGGGAUAACAGAUGGUGUUGUUGCAGCUUAUAUUUUGAAUGCUACUCUUGUUGUUCCUAAGUUGGAUCAGAAGUCCUUCUGGAAUGAUAGUAGUGAUUUUGCUGAAAUAUUUGAUGUUGACUGGUUCAUUUCAUUCCUAUCAAAAGAUGUUACUAUCAUCAAACAGCUCCCCACAAAGGGUGGGAAAGUUUUGACCCCAUAUAGAACGCGUGUUCCCAGGAAGUGUACUCCAACAUGCUAUAUGAAUAAAGUUUUACCGGUUCUUAAUAAGAAGCAUGUUGUUCAGCUCGGAAAGUUUGAUUACAGGCUCUCAAAUAAGUUGAGCCCAGAUUUACAGAAGCUCAGAUGUAGAGUCAACUACCAUGCUUUAAAAUUCACAGACUCAAUUCUUGAAAUGGGCAAAAAGCUGGUUCAGAGAAUGAGGAUGAAAAGUGAGCACUUUAUUGCCCUGCACUUGAGGUUUGAACCUGAUAUGCUUGCAUUCUCCGGAUGCUAUUUUGGUGGGGGAGUAAAAGAAAGUAUGGAACUUGGCGAGAUCCGAAGGAGGUGGAAAUCUUUGCACGCAAGCAACCCUGACAAAGAACGAAGGCAAGGAAGAUGCCCUCUCACACCAGAGGAAGUUGGUCUUAUGCUGAGAGCUUUGGGUUUCGGAAGUGAUGUUCACUUAUACGUGGCUUCAGGUGAAGUAUAUGGAGGUGAAGAGACAUUAGCACCACUCAAAGCUCUCUUUCCAAAUUUUCAUUCAAAAGAGACUUUAGUGAGCAAGAGAGAGCUGGCACCAUUUUCAUCAUUUUCUUCUCGAAUGGCUGCACUGGAUUUCAUUGUUUGUGAUGAAAGUGACGUUUUUUCUACCAACAACAAUGGAAACAUGGCCAAGAUAUUAGCUGGUCGAAGGAGAUACUUUGGGCACAAACCAACAAUUCGUCCAAAUGCUAAAAAACUCUAUAAAUUGUUCAUGAGCCGGCAUAACAAAACAUGGGAAGAAUUUGCGUCCAGGGUUCGAACUCAUCAAAUUGGUUUCAUGGGAGAGCCAAAUGAGACGAAGCCUGGCAGAGGUGAGUUCCAUGAAAAUCCUUCAUCAUGCAUAUGUGAGGAUUCUGUAUCUAAGGCUGGGGCAGGUCUGAGUCCGACUCCUCAGAAUCUAACGCUCGAGGGUUAUAAAAAUGGUAGAGAGAAUAUCAAGAGGAAUGAGACUAGUGAUGUGACUGAUGAGCACUCAAUAGAGGACGAGCAUGAUCAGGACGCGAGUGACAUGGAUUAUGUGGACAAUGGAUCUGCGGUUCAAGGUAAAGGCCAGCCUGGUGAAAUGCUUCUGGAGGAAUUCUUUUCUGACUGA
Messenger RNA from Dovyalis caffra, 1767 nucleotides. The record is from the annotation of a GenBank genome assembly. Lineage: Eukaryota; Viridiplantae; Streptophyta; Magnoliopsida; Malpighiales; Salicaceae.